This is a messenger RNA of Galleria mellonella (greater wax moth), 1387 nucleotides long. RefSeq names its product poly(U)-binding-splicing factor half pint-like (gene hfp). Gene Ontology annotation, molecular function: RNA binding. Gene Ontology annotation, biological process: mRNA splice site recognition; regulation of alternative mRNA splicing, via spliceosome; alternative mRNA splicing, via spliceosome. Gene Ontology annotation, cellular component: catalytic step 2 spliceosome; precatalytic spliceosome. The record is from RefSeq and is a predicted model, not a curated record. Lineage: Eukaryota; Metazoa; Arthropoda; Insecta; Lepidoptera; Pyralidae.
CAAAUUACCAUAAUGCCACUACUGUUACUCAUUUUCUUGCUAUCAAAUGUACGAUAAUUGCAAUCAAUUUUUACAAACAUUUUGCGGUGGAGGCGAGAGCCAGCCGCUGCAGCUAGCGCCGCCGCAGAUGGCGCCGCCGCAGAUGGCGCCGCCGCAGCUGGCGCCGCCGCAGCUGGCGCCGCCGCCGCCGCCGCAGCCGCAGGCGGCCGCCGUGCAGCUGGCGCCGCCCGCCGGUGGCUUCAUCUCGGCGCCCAUCUACGACUUGCAGCAGAUUGGAGAUGUGUUCACAGAUACGGUAUCUUGGUGUGCGGCCACUCAGAGGACAUACAAUGAGCUCACAUUGCACACAAACAACCUGACUGAUAUUUCAGGCCCGGGCGCCAAGUGCUCGACGCUGCCGGCCAUCCUGGGCGGCUCGCUGCCGCGCCUGGCCGGCGACCAGGCCGACGCCGUCGCACGCGCCAAGAAGUACGCCAUGGAGCAGAGCAUCAAGAUGGUGCUGAUGAAGCAGACCCUGGCCCACCAGCAGCAGCAAAUGGCGUCGCAGCGUACUCAGGUGCAGCGCCAGCAAGCGCUCGCGCUCAUGUGCAGGGUGUACGUAGGCUCAAUAUCAUUUGAACUGAAGGAGGAUACGAUCCGGCAGGCUUUCCUCCCAUUCGGACCUAUCAAGUCCAUCAACAUGUCCUGGGACCCGGUGACCCAGAAGCACAAGGGAUUCGCUUUCGUCGAGUACGAGAUCCCGGAGGCGGCGCAGCUCAGCCUCGAGCAGAUGAACGGCGUCAUGCUCGGAGGAAGAAAUAUUAAAGUAGUGGGUCGGCCGUCCAACAUGCCUCAGGCACAAGCAGUCAUUGACGAAAUACAGGAGGAGGCUAAGCAGUACAACCGCAUCUACGUCGCGUCGAUACAUCCGGAGCUGACCGAGGACGACAUUAAGAACGUGUUCGAGGCGUUCGGGCCCAUCACGUACUGCAAGCUGGCGUACGGCGCGUCGGCGCACAAGCACAAGGGCUACGGGUUCAUCGAGUACGCGACGCUGGCGGCGGCGCUGGAGGCCAUCGCGUCCAUGAACCUGUUCGACCUCGGCGGCCAGUACCUGCGCGUGGGCCGCGCCAUCACGCCGCCCAACGCGCUGGCCGGCCCGCCGCUGGCCUCCGCCAUGCCCACCGCCGCCGCCGUCGCCGCCUCCGCCGCCACCGCCAAGAUACAGGCUAUGGAUGCAGUGGCGAGUAAUGCGGUCGCGCUCGGGCUCACGAAGCUCAACGCGCUGGGCGUGUCGCCCGCCGCCGCGCUGCCGUCGCUGGCCGCCGCGCUGCCCACCGCGCUGCCCGCCGCGCUGCCCGUCGGGCUGCCCGCCGCGCUGCCCGCCGCCUUGCCCGCCGCGCUGCCC